Molecule: messenger RNA, 1463 nt
Organism: Colletotrichum navitas
Lineage: Eukaryota; Fungi; Ascomycota; Sordariomycetes; Glomerellales; Glomerellaceae
Product: TatD family hydrolase
Exons: 3
Coding region: 177-1427 (416 amino acids)
Cellular component (GO): cytosol
Molecular function (GO): 3'-5'-DNA exonuclease activity
Source: RefSeq, a predicted model, not a curated record
CGCCCUUGCAGACAGACGCUCGCUGCAUCACGGUGUCACGUGACCGAGGUCAAAAUCAAUUACAUGACCUCUGUCUGACGAUGAGGCCAAACGACGCCAUAACUAUAUCUACCAGCCCUUUCUCCUCUUUUCUUAGAACCGUCUGAUGAAGAUUGAAUCGUUACCAUCAUUAAUUCAUGAGGGUCUCAUCUCUCGGUUUCACCAGAGCACGGCCAGCCACUCUCAUUCAGUUUCUGCCCAGAAGGGCCUUUUCCCAUUCAUCAUCGUUCAUAGUCACAAUGGCAACCCCUGCAGAGUCACUCCCGUCAGCCUACCAGCCUCGGUAUAUUGAUAUCGGUAUCAAUUUGGCGGAUCCCAUUUUCCGAGGUCUGCAUCACGGCAAGCAACGUCAUCCCGAUGACCUUGAAGGCGUCAUCUCAAGAGCAAAGGAAGUUGGGUGCUCCAAGCUGAUCGUUACCGGCUCCGACUUUACUAGCUCUAGAGACGCUCUGGAAAUUGCCAAGCAGUAUCCCGGCGUCGUAUACACGACGAUUGGGAUUCACCCGUGUAGCAGUGCGAUAUUCAGCAGCUCCGACGAAGCCGCCGAGGGCAUGCACACUGACCCGGACCCAUCCAAACCUAUCCCGGACACCCAUGAACCGGACCCCAACAAGACGGAGGCCAUUAUUAGCGAGCUCCGUGACCUCAUCAAGGAUUCAACUGCCUCCAAAUCCGGCCUCGUCGCCUUUGGCGAGUUCGGCCUCGACUAUGACCGUCUGCACUACUGUUCCAAGACCAUUCAGCUCCACUCUUUCGCUGCACAGCUCGAUCUUGUUCUCGAGACGAAGCCGCAGCUGCCUCUCUUUCUUCACUCGAGGGCCGCCCAUGAUGACUUCGUACGCCUGCUCAAGGAGAAGUUCGGCGAAAGACUCGAAAAGCUCAAGAAGGGCGGCGUGGUCCAUAGUUUCACUGGAACCAUCGAGGAGGCCAGGGAGCUGAUGGACCUCGGCUUGUACAUUGGCAUCAACGGUUGUAGCUUCAAGACCCAGGAGAACUGUGAAGUCGUCAGGCAGAUCGCGCUCGACAGGAUGAUGAUCGAGACCGACGGCCCAUGGUGCGAGAUCCGGCCGAGCCAUUUCGGGUUCAAGUAUCUCAUCGACAAGAAACCCGGGGCCAACGGCACCAUGGACGGGGCUGCGAUGCAGGAGCAUGCUCAGAAGCCUCAGGGUAAGAAGCGGAGCCAUAAGAAGGAGCCCGAAGUUCCCGAACGCUUCAAGGUCGUCAAGAAGGAGAAGUGGGAGGAGGGCGCCAUGAUCAAGGGCCGGAAUGAGCCCUGCAUGAUUGAGCGUGUCGCCAAGGCUGUAGCGGGCAUCAAAGGAGUGGAAGUCGAGGACAUCUGUGAGGCAGCUUGGAGAAACACUGUCAAGGUUUUCGCUGUAGAUCGAUAGACGCAUAGACUGGUGAACAAUUUUGUUUGGGGUAUC